AUGUUUCUUCUCACUGCUAACGUUCUUCUUAUCAUUUUAGGAUAUGUGGAUGCGUGUGUUCCUACGCAAAACGUGGUUCAUACAUGUUCUGCAUGCGCACCAAUCUACGAUGCGACGUGUCAAGGAGAAAACCUACCCAGUUCAUCAAUGUACUGCUUGACGGAUGAUGAAGUUCCGGUAACUUACACCCGCGGCUUUUGCUCAACACCUUGUCUUUCUCCAGAUGCUUGCAUGUUAUCAUUGGAUUGUCCGUCGGGAACCGCUGCUAGAAUAGAUAGUGGAUCAGGAGAUAUGAACGGUAAUUCGGAUGGCUCUGCAACAUUUCUUUAUUGCGAUGAGGGUACAGGCAGCUGGAACGCGAUUAUUGAUGGAAGUACAACCAGUCCCAUACUGAAGGUUGCAUGCAGAUAUCCAUAG
This is a messenger RNA of Caenorhabditis briggsae, 417 nucleotides long. The transcript has 3 exons. Lineage: Eukaryota; Metazoa; Nematoda; Chromadorea; Rhabditida; Rhabditidae. The record is from RefSeq and is a predicted model, not a curated record. Bases 1 to 417 code for a protein of 138 amino acids.